Chinchilla lanigera (long-tailed chinchilla) is the source of this 1076-nucleotide messenger RNA. RefSeq names its product mitochondrial ribosomal protein S7 (gene Mrps7). Bases 21 to 740 code for a protein of 239 amino acids. Gene Ontology annotation, molecular function: rRNA binding; structural constituent of ribosome; mRNA binding. Lineage: Eukaryota; Metazoa; Chordata; Mammalia; Rodentia; Chinchillidae. The record is from RefSeq and is a predicted model, not a curated record. The transcript has 5 exons. Gene Ontology annotation, biological process: ribosomal small subunit assembly; translation. Gene Ontology annotation, cellular component: ribosome.
GGUCCUCGUAGCCGGCCAAGAUGGCUGCCGCCGCGCUGAGAGCGGUGAGAGCCCCGGCUCUCCGGAGCUCCUGCGCUGGGUGGCGUGUUCCCGGGCUGACCCCGGUGCGGUGGAGCCGCUACAGUCCUGAAUUCAGGGAUCCUUUAGUGGAUAAAGAACAUUACCGCAAACCCGUGGCCGAGCUCACCGAGGAGGAGAAAUAUGAACAGGAGCUCAAGAAGACUCAGCUCAUCAAGGCGGCCCCAGCGACGACGACAUGCUCUGUGUUUGCAGAUCCAGUGAUCAGUAAAUUCACCAACAUGAUGAUGAAAGGCGGAAAUAAAAUACUGGCCAGAUCCCUUAUAACCCAGACUCUGGAAGCUGUGAAAAGGAAACAGUUUGAGAAGUACCGUGCUGCUUCUGCAGAGGAACAAGCAACCAUCGAACGCAACCCCUACGUCAUCUUCCACCAAGCACUGAAAAACUGUGAGCCUGUGAUUGGCCUCGUACCCAUCCUCAAGGGUGGCCAUUUCUACCAGGUCCCUGUGCCCCUAGCUGACCGACGUCGCCGCUUCCUGGCCAUGAAGUGGAUGAUCACUGAGUGCCGAGAGAAUAAGCACCGGCGGACACUGAUGCCAGAGAAGUUGUCACAUGAGCUGCUGCAGGCUUUCCACAAUCAGGGCCCCGUGAUCAAGAGGAAGCAGGACAUGCACAAGAUGGCUGAGGCCAACCGUGCCCUGGCCCACUACCGCUGGUGGUAGAGGGAAAGAGAGGCUUUGGGAGGCGCCCAAGGCCCUGCGUCCCACUGAAAAUUACCAUGUAUUAAGAACGUAGUUCCUUUUUGAGAAAGACGGAGCAGCAUGUUCACAGGGCCAUUUACCCUUUCUCACUGGGACUAGAACUGGCUCUCUGGGCCCUGUCUCCUUGUGAAGAGGAGACACUGACUUGGGAAUUUCCUCUGAGAAACUCGGGGCCCAGUCUUCUCUUUCCGUGACACCCUUCGGAUGUGAAAGGAAGAAGCUGUAGUAUCAGAAGAUUUAUUAGAAAAUCCUCUCUCUGAUACAGAUGUAUCAUCGAUUAAAACUCAUUGGAGGAAA